GAGGGGCGGCAGGGUUAGACAUUGCCGGCAAUGAAUGAAGCCGAGAGCUUCUUCUCCGCAUAGACUUGCUGAAGCGCCCCUAGUGUUUUCUGCGUCCUCCCGCACUGGAAGUGGCGGCGGGGCUGCUCUGUUCCUUUAGCGGCAAGGACCGAGCCGUGUCCCUCCCCUCUCUUUCGGCCAGGCCUGGCCUGGCCUAGCUCCGAGAGGAGGAGAACAGGGAGGAGCCGCUGCUGUCGCCGGAUGCGCUGAGGAAGCGGCUCCGGCUCUCCUGCGCAGCUCGGCCGGCCGCUCACCUGAGCGCGCAGUGGAAGCCGGAGGAGAAGGAGGAGUCGGCCGAGCCGCCGCCGCCGUAAUCCCGGCCCAGGGGGCGGCGGCGAAGGCGGCCGAUAGAGAAGCCAUGGCUAGGACCCCGGGAGCCUAGGCGGGCUGCCGCGCUACCCGCUAGGAGCGCCAGGCGAGCAAGGGGCCCGGUGCAAGGCGCACCGCAAAGGCCUGCGAGCCCAUACCCGGAGAGCCAGCGCCAAGUAGUCGCUCGGCCGCCGCCCGCGCAAAGAUGUCCACCCGUACGCCGCUGCCCACCGUCAACGAGCGGGACACCGAGAACCAUACUUCUGUUGAUGGAUAUACAGAGCCCCAUGUCCAGUCCACAAAAUCAAGUAGCAGGCAAAACAUACCCCGUUGUAGGAACUCAGUCACAUCUACAAAUGAAGACCAUCCUCACAUUGGAAAUUAUCGCUUACUCAAAACAAUAGGAAAAGGAAAUUUUGCUAAAGUGAAGUUGGCUAGACAUGUUCUUACUGGUAGAGAGGUUGCUGUGAAAAUAAUAGAUAAAACUCAGCUAAAUCCCACCAGUUUACAAAAGUUGUUCCGAGAAGUACGAAUAAUGAAGAUAUUGAAUCACCCUAAUAUUGUUAAAUUGUUUGAAGUAAUUGAAACUGAGAAAACAUUGUACUUAGUAAUGGAAUAUGCCAGUGGAGGAGAAGUAUUUGACUACUUGGUUGCACACGGACGAAUGAAAGAGAAAGAAGCACGUGCAAAAUUUAGACAGAUUGUGUCUGCUGUGCAGUACUGUCAUCAAAAAUGCAUUGUUCAUCGUGAUCUUAAGGCAGAAAAUCUUCUUCUUGAUGGAGACAUGAACAUUAAAAUUGCUGAUUUUGGUUUUAGUAAUGAAUUUACCAUUGGCAAUAAACUGGACACUUUUUGUGGAAGCCCUCCAUAUGCUGCUCCUGAACUCUUUCAAGGAAAGAAAUAUGAUGGCCCAGAAGUAGAUGUCUGGAGCCUUGGAGUCAUUCUUUACACUCUAGUUAGUGGAUCGUUGCCAUUUGAUGGUCAGAAUUUAAAGGAACUGAGAGAACGGGUAUUACGGGGGAAGUAUCGGAUACCAUUCUAUAUGUCCACAGACUGUGAAAAUCUACUGAAAAAACUACUUGUAUUGAAUCCAGUCAAGAGAGGGAGUUUGGAACAAAUAAUGAAAGACCGAUGGAUGAAUGUUGGCCAUGAAGAAGAAGAAUUAAAGCCAUAUAUUGAGCCUGAACCAGAUUUUAAUGACACCAAAAGAAUAGAUAUAAUGGUCACAAUGGGUUUUGCAAGAGAUGAAAUUCAUGAUUCCUUAGUAAGCCAAAAAUAUGAUGAAGUCAUGUCUACAUACCUGCUCCUAGGUAGAAAACCACCUGAGUUUGAAGGAAGUGAGUCCUUGUCCAGUAGUAACCUGAGUCAAAGAUCUCGACCAAGCUCUGAUCUCAACAACAGCUCUAUGCAUUCUCCUGCUCAGCUGAAAGUCCAGAGAAGUAUAUCGGCUAAUCAGAAACAACGGCGGUUCAGUGAACAUGGUGGGGAUGGCAUUCAAACAAUUGGCCCAGCAAUUCCUCCUGCUGUCUCAUACUCAAAAAGGAGUCAGGCAAAUAGUGUGGAGAGUGAACACAAAGAAGAAUGGGAUAAAGAUGUAACACGUAAACUUAGCAGCACUGCAGUUGGGUCGAAAGGAGAGAUGACAGCAAGCCCACUUGUGGGCCCGGAAAGGAAAAAAUCAACUCCUGUUCCAAGUAAUAAUCUGUUUGCUGGGACUAGUAUGACUCGAAGAAACACCUAUGUUUGUGAAAGGUCUACAGAUCGCUAUUCUGCCAUACAGAAUGGAAAAGAUAAUAGCCUAACAGAAAUGUCUGCAAGCAGCACCUCCUCUGCUGGCUCUGCUGUCACUUGUGCAAUAUCAACCCGACCUCGACACCAGAAGUCCAUGUCUGCCUCUGGACAUCCAAUAAAAGUCACAUUGCCAACUAUCAAAGAUGGCAGUGAAACUUACCGGCCAAGCAGUGCAACUCAAAGAGCCCCAGCUGCUUCCCCAUCUGCUCACAGUAUUAGCACUACUACUCCAGACCGAACCCGCUUUCCACGGGGGAGUUCAAGUCGCAGCACUUUCCAUGGUGAGCAGCUACGGGAGCGACGCAACGCCACUUACAAUGGGCCACCUGCAUCACCAUCGCAUGAGACAGGCACGUUUGCUCAGACUAGAAGAGGGACAUCAACAGGCAUUAUCAGCAAGAUAACAUCCAAAUUUGUUCGCAGGGAUCCAAGUGAAGGCGAAGCCAGUGGCAGAACUGACACCUCAAGGAGCACUUCUGGGGAACCAAAAGAGCGAGAGAAAGAAGAUGGCAAAGAUUCUAAGCCACGGUCUUUGAGGUUCACCUGGAGUAUGAAGACCACGAGUUCCAUGGACCCAAAUGACAUGAUGAGAGAGAUUAGAAAAGUGUUAGACGCUAACAACUGUGACUAUGAACAAAAGGAGAGGUUCCUGCUUUUCUGUGUUCACGGUGAUGCUCGACAGGAUAGCCUUGUCCAGUGGGAGAUGGAAGUUUGUAAAUUGCCACGCCUAUCGCUCAAUGGAGUCCGCUUCAAGCGAAUAUCUGGGACUUCGAUCGCCUUUAAGAACAUUGCAUCCAAAAUAGCAAAUGAGCUUAAGCUGUAAAGAGCAGCACCGUUUCUGGGAUCAGGGAAGAUUCAUAUGUGAUCUAAGCUUACAUUUGAAUGUACUGGUUAUGCCUAACAUUGAUUGGCCUGUGAAACUCCCCAUGUAGAGAUUGUCCCUAUUGCAAUAAGGUUAUACAUAGUUAUUCUGUACAAUUUAAUUCAGUAUGACCUAUAUUAAAUGAAAAACUGUAGCUAAAGAAGUUAUGUUCACAUGUACAGGUAAGUAUAUUGAGCAUUCUGUUCAUUUUAUGUUCAAAAAGUUGUAUAAUAAAAAGGAAGCUUAAAAAUCCAGAUCUUGUAUAGUUGUCUAGAGAUCUGCACAGAAGAGUGUUUCACUUUGAGUCAGAAAGAUCUUCCCAGUCAUUAUUUACAUUUUUUGUGGGUUUUAUAAUUCUUAUCUCCUAUCAUGCAUUUUUAAAAACUGCGUCCAUAGUAGAAAUGCACAAAAAAUUGUUUUCACAACUGUAGCAUGAACAAUUUUAGUUAUUUAAAAAAAACAUAUAUAAAAAUGAAUUACCAAGUGAAAAAUCUGCUUUUUAUUAUACAUGGGAUUUUUUCCCCCGUCACCUUUCACUUUUACCUUCCCUAGAGAACAGUGUUUAGUUUGGGAAAAAGAAAACAAGUGCAAACAUGUUUACAGUGUUGGCGCUUACAGUGAUGAAAAAGGGGGUUGUAGGGAUGUUUAGUCACUGGCUCCUUAAAAUAUGAUGGGAAAUGGAAAUCACAUCUUGAUAACAUUUUGUUUGCAAAGUCAUAAAUUCCUCGUCAAUGGAGCAAAAGAAUAGAAGUACUGUUUGUAUUUAGCAUAGUGUAAAAUAUUGUUUGCUUUCUUCUAAAACAAUACAAAUCCCACUUUGUCAAAAUAUAUCUUUGCAUUGAGACUGUUUCAUAGCACAAAGUAAUCUGAAACGUUGACCAGUUGUCAGAGCUAAUAAAUGCCACCUCAGGAAUUUUAACUGGUUUUUGAAAUAUUCUCCCCCCCCCCCGCCAGAAAAAGAGUCAAGACGGCUCCAUAUACUUUAUAGCUAAGCAUACUUUGUUUAUAACAAUAGAUUAUUACUUCUGUGAUUGUACAAAUUUUGUUCUCAUAUAUCUUCUGUUUUAAUAUUUUGCCCCAUUUAUUGUAUUUAUUCCCCAUCAUUACACCUGUAAUGUUCAGCUGUGCAUAGGUAUUUUGCCUAUGGAAGAAGGAAUGAAAUCCUUCAUUAAUUAGUGAUAUAAACUAUGUAAAACCACUAGUACUUGGUACAUUUUAAUAUUUGUUAUUUUGUACUGAAUUAAUCAUAGAGAUUGGUUGUGCAAUGUUAUUUAAUGUUGUAAUUACUGUAAUUUCAACAUAUGGGCCCCAUCUGCAGACUCCUGUGAAGAUUAGAAAAGUCAUUCAAAAUUGUCACUUUAUAAGUUCUUUUUUUAAGCUGUGGUAAAUUCUGUAACCCAAAAUUAGAAGGCUGUAAGUGUAACUAAAUGUGCCAUUUUGAGAAUGGCUUUCUGACAGAUGGACUUGACAUGCUGUACUGUACUGUGAUGUAGCUCUCUCUUCUGUAACAGUUCUGUUCUGAAAUGAACGUGUAUUGUUGCCUUAGAAAAAGGAUGGUGUUUUGGCAAGAAAGAACAGUACCCCUUUUUAUCUGGUGUUCCUUUAAAAGAACAACUUUUUUUGACGCAAGUCAUCCUAACUCACAUUCACUGGUGCACUCUAUUAAAAACUUACUUGAACUGUU
This is a messenger RNA of Heteronotia binoei (common prickly gecko), 4685 nucleotides long. RefSeq names its product microtubule affinity regulating kinase 1 (gene MARK1). Gene Ontology annotation, biological process: intracellular signal transduction; protein phosphorylation; microtubule cytoskeleton organization. NCBI's taxonomy places the organism in Eukaryota, Metazoa, Chordata, Lepidosauria, Squamata, Gekkonidae. The transcript is spliced from 18 exons. Gene Ontology annotation, molecular function: ATP binding; protein serine/threonine kinase activity; tau-protein kinase activity. Gene Ontology annotation, cellular component: cytoplasm. The record is from RefSeq and is a predicted model, not a curated record. Bases 554 to 2962 code for a protein of 802 amino acids.